AUGGAUAUCGUAUUACUUACAUCGCUUGAUAAUAUUGAUUUUCGUGAAUGGUGCAAAUUAACUUGUAGCACUAAAAAAUGUAUCGACUUUUGUCAAAACGUUGGUUUGAUCGGUUUCACUCUAAAUGAACCUUGUGCACAAGGUCAUAAUAAUUGGAAACUAGGUUCUUGUGCACGAGCAUCUGAUGAAUUUGUAUGGAGAUGUGGAAAAUGCAAAAGCACAAGAACUAUUCGACAUGGCACAUUUUUUUCUAAUUCGAAACUUGCAAUUCGUCAAGUUCUUGAUCUGACAUACUUCUGGGCCGAAUCAACAAUAGUUGAUUGGAAGAAUUUUUCUCGAGAUUUGUGUGGCGAGCACUUUUCGAGACAUCCGGUGGUCAUUGGAGGACCGGGGCACAUUGUUGAAAUUGAUGAAAGUGCGUGGACAAAAAGAAAGUACAAUCGGGGGCGUCUUGUGUCUAAUCAGUGGGUCUUUGUCGGUAUCGAUAGAGAUACGCGCGAGUGUUUUGCAGUUUUAGUUGAUCAACGCGAUGCUGCAACACUUCUUCCAAUCAUCCAUCAAUAUAUUCGUGCUGGUACUACGAUCUACAGUGAUCAAUGGGCCGCUUACAACGGAAUUGCUAAUGGGCCCGGUCCUGAUCGAUACAAUCAUCAAACAGUCAACCACUCCGUAAAUUUCGUUGAUCCAACAACUUCAACACAUACUCAAAAUAUUGAGAAUUUAUGGAUGUGCAUGAAGAGAAAAAAGAAAAACCAAAUGGGGCAGCAUGUAACUCUUCUCGGAACUCAUCUGACUGAGUAUAUGUGGCGUCAGCGUUUUGGAGAUCGCCCAUUUGAAAAUCUCGUUCGAGCUAUUCAAGAAAAAUAUGUUGUACAAUAG
This is a messenger RNA of Rotaria socialis, 879 nucleotides long. Lineage: Eukaryota; Metazoa; Rotifera; Eurotatoria; Philodinida; Philodinidae. The record is from the annotation of a GenBank genome assembly.